This is a messenger RNA of Cladocopium goreaui, 1523 nucleotides long. The record is from the annotation of a GenBank genome assembly. Lineage: Eukaryota; Dinophyceae; Suessiales; Symbiodiniaceae.
CUGCCAUGGAGCUGGCUGUGGCGGUGGUUUUUCUUCUGGCAUUUGCGACCAGUCUUUGUUAUUGCCUUCAUGGGACGGCUGUGGGCGCUCUGCUCCUGACAGUCUUCAAGAUGCUGCUUUGCAAAGGCAGAAGAAGUCCCGGACAGCUCACGGGAGUUUGGUUUCCCAUUUCAGUCGAAGAAUUGACAUCUUCCCAGGGCCCAAGAUUGCUGACCAAGAUGCUUCGGCAUGGCCAGCAUUUGCCACCUAGCGUGGCAGUGACGAGUGUGCGAAACCUGCGUCAAGACAUCAAAGACGGGGUCAAAGGAGACAAAGCUCUUCUGGAAGUGACAUAUUCUGAUGAAGUUGACCUGCCAAAGACCUUCUUUGUGAAGUUCAAUCUACAGAAAAUCGGCGCCAUGCGACUGUUAGUUGCAACUUCGGAAAUUUGCCUAUGCGAGGCGCUGUUCUAUCAUCAUCUGGCGGAGAAAGUGGGUGAGUUUCUCAAGACGCCAAAAUGUUUUUUCGUGGAUUUCAACAAGCUCACAGGUGAAUUUUGCUUGCUGACAGAAGCUCUUAACUUCGGGCAGAAGCCUUUCUUGCCUUUGAAGCAUCGAAUUCGCAAUGCUGCUAGCUUGGAGGAGCAGUUGCUCUUCGUGGAGAACGGUGCAAAACUUCACUGUAACUAUUGGGCAGACAACGAGGUGGUUCGGAACAUGCCGAAGUUUCAUGAAACUCAUCGAGAGAUGUGGGUUCUUUGUGCACUCAGUGGUCGUUUUGGGUUGUCCUACACAAUGCAGAAGACGCUGAGGGGCACAAAAGUGAAUGAAGAGUGGAUGACCUGGGAAUGCCCUUCCGAGUUGAUGGGCAAGGAGUUGGAGCUGAUCCAUGACAUGCCUCAGAUUCUCACCUCGCUUUCAAAAGAUCCUGAAAUGGCUGCCUUUGGUCACAAUGAUCUGACCACCGACAACGCCUUCUACUGGAUAGCUGAAGAGAAGUUGCACAUGGGUUUGUUUGACUGGCAACAAAGCUGCGUCAACAAUGUCGCCCAAGAGUGGGCCUGGAACUGGCACUUUUUGGAGCCAGACUUCCUGACGGAACAUGAGGAGCACCUGCUCGACCAUCUAUUAGCAACUUACAAGAGAUUGGGGCGGCAGAUCUCCAGAGAGAGAUUUUUGAAUGCCUAUGUUCUGGGCAGUGUGCAGAUGUUCGUUUUUGGUGGCGGCGGUCUACAGCUGCUGCUGGCAAGCCUGCAGUCCAACGGCAUCUUCCAAUCUUUGGUGCCCAACGACCCUCGAUGCAGCGACGAGGAAAUGGAUCCAGUCUUACGAGAGAAAAUGGUUGGAGCAGAGAUGACUCGCAGAACCUUUACCAACUGCUGUAACAUUAUGCGGAGACACAAUUUCAUGUCUGCGUGGCGCGCGUGGAAAAGAGAACUGACCUGCUUGCAGUUGGAGCAAAACAUGAGCAGGAACAUCACAUCAACAGAUCUUGUAGGUAGUUGCUGUCUGAUAUCCGUGAACCAUAUUUAUACAUACACAUAA